Molecule: messenger RNA, 2481 nt
Organism: Condylostylus longicornis
Lineage: Eukaryota; Metazoa; Arthropoda; Insecta; Diptera; Dolichopodidae
Gene: mrj
Product: dnaJ homolog subfamily B member 6
Exons: 2
Coding region: 1138-1980 (280 amino acids)
Molecular function (GO): Hsp70 protein binding
Source: RefSeq, a predicted model, not a curated record
AGAAGCGUAUACUGAAUUUAAAAUAUAGCAUUUACAUACAGCAUUCCAGUCAAUUUAAAAGUUUAAAUAGAAAUUUUAAAAAACUAAAACUUUAAAAUAUUACAAAUUAUUUUUUAUUUAAUUUACUAAAAUUUAAAAUAUAAAAAUUAUAUUUUAUCCAUAAUAUACAAUGGCCCCAGUCAUCUUUUUCACUAAAAAUUAACGAAAGCGAAAAAGAGCCAAAGACAAAAAUUAGCUAUCGCCAAAGAAAAAAUAAAUGAAUGAUAAACAGCAUUAAUUUUUUCAUUUCAUCAUUCAUUUUGUUAAUGAUUAAAAAUUAUUACUAAAACGUGAGUGAUAAAAACAACGAUGACAAGCCUCAACAUUUCCUCAAAAAUAUCACCUUAAAUCACCCUGCUCUCUGUGUAAAAUAAAAAGUAGGCUUGAACUACUAAGUAUACAUUAUUUUUUAUUUUAUUAGUCUUUUGAAAAAACUUAAUCAAAAAUCAUAAAAAAAAAUAUUCCUAGUAAAAUUUUUCAAUCAAAAAUUUAAAAUUUUGAAAAACCUGAAAUUUAAAAAAAAAAAUAUCAAAUCUUUUAAUCGAGCUUUUAUGCUUUUUUAAAUUUUGCAUUGUAUUUGGCAAUAUUGUUUCACCCUCCAAUGUAUACAAAAUAAUUUCAUAUCAGCUGAAAAAUCAAUCGUAUUCAAGAAAUAAACGAGAAGAGGAACUGUGAAAAUAAAAGUAAAUAAUCAGCACCUGUCAAUAAAUAGAUGCAUUUUAUCGCAAGUAAAUUAUGAAACAGAAGUUAAUUAAUCUCCAACAUAAAGAAAAUAAGUAAUAUUGUUGGCAUACAAUCAACUUAAAAGGAAAAACAUAAAGGAUUUAAGUGAAGUAAUAUAAAUAUCAAGAUUUGAGAGGACAAAGAAAAAAAAAAUCAAUAUUUGGUAUCCUACAAUAAAUUGGAAUUAUUUUGGAAUUUUAAUAAAGCGGCGAGCAGAGGAUUUUACGCUUUUUUUUUUUUGUUUUUCUUCAUGCAAAAUAAGGAAAUAAAAAAAAUUAAAACAAAAUAUUAUUGAAAACAAGAAAAAAUUGGUUUUUCAACAUAAAAAUUAAAAUAAAUAAUUAAAAUACGUGUGUAAAAUAAAAGACAAAAAAUAUGGUUGACUAUUAUAGUACAUUAGAAGUAACAACAACUGCUACAGAUCACGAAAUAAAAAAAGCAUAUAGAAAAUUAGCAUUAAAAUGGCAUCCAGAUAAAAAUCCCGAAAAUUUAGAUGAAGCAAAUAAACGCUUCCGUGAAAUAUCUGAAGCAUAUGAAGUACUUUCAGAUGCAAAAAAACGUAAAAUCUAUGAUCAAUUUGGUAAAGAAGGAUUAAGUGAUAGUAGUCCAAACAAUCCACGUUAUCAUCAUAGAUCAUCGGGUAGACAUGGCGGUUUUCAAGAAUUUGAUGAUUUUGAUCCAACUGGUGGUUUUCAUUUUGUAUUUAGGCCACCUGAAGAAGUAUUUAAAGAAUUUUUCGGUGUUCAUUCACCAUUUGCCGAUUUAUUUGAUGAGCAUGUUAAUUCACAUCAUCCAUCAAAUAGACAUCAUCAUCAUCAUUCACAUCGUAGUAAUGGUCAACAUAGCCGGCAUCAUCAACAGCAGCAUCAUCAUCAACAACAUCAUCCAAUUAAUACAAUAAUGACAUCAUUUAUGACACCAAUGUUGGGUAAUUCAAUGAUGGAUUUCAUAUUUACACCAGAUAUGGGACCUACAAGUAGUAUUUUUACAACAUUUUCAUCAUUUAAUUCAAUAUCAGCUGGUGGUGGUGGUGGUGGUGGUGGAAGUGGUGCAGUUAAACGUACAUCAACAUCAACAAAAUUUGUUGGUGGUAAAAAAAUUAUGACAAAAAAAGUAUAUGAAAAUGGUAAAGAAACUGUACUAUCAUAUGAAAAUGAUGUCCUAAAAUCGAAGACUGUGAAUGGAAUUCCCCAGAAACUCAAUUCAAUUACAAAUUGAGGGAAUAAUAAAAAUAAUAAUAAUUAUAAUAAUUAAUAUAUUCUUUGUUCUAAUUAAUUUUAAUUAAUUACCAUUUAAAAAAAAAAACAAUUUUGAUCUUAAUUUUUAAUUAUAUAAAUUUUUGAAAAAGAAAAAGAAAAUACAAAAAAAAAAUAAUUAAAAUAUAUAUAUAUAUAUGUAUAUGUAUGUAUACGCAAACAUAUAAAAAUAAUAUUAAUUAAAAUUAAAUAAUAAUUAAAAUUGAAUUAAAAAAAUAAAAGGAGAAAAAGAAUUUAACGUAAAAAUUAAGAAUCAUUUACAAUUAAAUUAAAAAAAAAACCAAUUUACAAAAUAAAACAUUAAAAAAAAAUAAAGAGCCAACAUUGAAACUAAAAAAAUAUUUGAAAUAUUAAAAGAAAAAAAUUAAUUUAAAAUCAAGAAAAACUUAAGUAUUUUUCUUUAGAUAAAUGUACUUUUUUUUAUCCUAUUGUAAUUACAUAAAUGUAUAAAUAAUUAUAAUAU